GUUGAAAUUGAACAGAUAUUGGAGCUGGUUUUUAUCUGGAGCUACUUAAUCGACGUUGCCAUGGAUCAUGUUGUGGGUGGAAAGUUUAAGCUUGGGAGGAAAAUUGGGUGUGGUUCAUUUGGUGAACUCUAUUUAGGUGUGAACAUACAGACUGGGGAAGAAGUAGCUGUCAAGCUGGAAUCUGUUAGGACCAAACACCCUCAACUUCACUACGAGUCAAAAAUUUAUAUGAUUCUACAGGGAGGAACUGGCGUACCCAACUUGAAAUGGUUUGGAGUUGAGAAUGAGUAUAAUAUCAUGGUCAUAGACCUUCUGGGACCGAGUUUGGAGGAUCUCUUCAACUAUUGUAACCGGAAAUUCUCCUUAAAAACAUGUUUAAUGCUUGCAGAUCAAUUAAUUAAUAGAGUGGAAUACACACAUUCAAGGGGAUUUCUUCACCGUGAUCUUAAGCCUGAUAAUUAUUUAAUGGGCUUGGGGCGCAAAGCAAACCAGGUUUACAUAAUAGACUUUGGUCUUGCUAAGAAAUAUAGGGAUCUCCAAACUCAUAGGCACAUACCCUAUAGGGAAAACAAGAAUCUCACUGGAACUGCUCGCUAUGCCAGUGUUAAUACACACCUAGGGGUUGAACAAAGCCGAAGAGAUGAUUUAGAAUCUAUUGGUUAUAUCCUGAUGUACUUUCUGAGAGGAAGCCUGCCCUGGCAAGGACUUAAAGCUGGUACUAAAAAGCAAAAAUAUGACAGAAUCAGUGAGAAGAAAAUGUUGACUCCCAUAGAGGGACUAUGCAAGUCAUAUCCAUCAGAGUUCGUUUCAUAUUUUCACUAUUGCCGCGCGUUAAGAUUUGAAGACAAACCAGAUUAUUCUUACUUGAAGAAGCUCUUUCGAGAUUUAUUUAUUCGUGAAGGAUACCAGUUUGACUAUGUGUUCGAUUGGACCGUAUUGAAGUAUCCUCAGAUUGGUCCUAGUUCCAAAGCAAGGAAUCCGUCUGCCAAUGCCAUUGCUGGAACAACCUCUGGUGAAAAGCCAAGAAGAACAUCAGUUGGGCAAGAUAUGAAAGACAGAUUCUCGGGUGCCAUUGAAGCUUUUGCUAGGAGAAAUACUUCAGCUGGUCGUCUUCGUGAACCUUCAAGACACAGAACACUAGAAGAUGUUCAUUUAUCCAGGGAUAUGCAACUUGAUAUAGAAAGAGGGCGUGCUGCACGAAACGUGAGCUCUACAAAGAGAGCAGCAGUCAUUUCAAGCAGCAGACAGAGCUCAUCGCUUGAGGCUACUGAUGGACGGUCUAGCAGAUUGGUAUCAAGCAAUGGUCGUCUAUCCAGUACAACGACACACAAAUUUCUGCCCAGCAUUGAGCCAAAGCCAUCAGCAUUUUCCCGUGGUGCAACGACAGGCACUGGCUCUCGUGAUGACCUACGAAGCUUUGAGUUCCUCUCAUCAAGGAAAUAGCUAACUGAAUGAUGUUUUUCAUCGCUCCAUCCCAUUCUUGUAAAUGUGCCCUCACCUAAUUUUCUUUUUGCGGUAUUUACUCUCCAUGACUUUUUUUCCCUUCUUUUUCAUAUUUCUGAGUUGUCUGUUGUAAUGCAUUAUAUGCUCAUCCAUGGAAUUGAUGGGUGGGAAUUUUUCAUUUUUCUAGAGAAAAUAGCUGUAUUAACUUCGUUCAUUGAUUGGUAUGGAUAUAUUUUUUACC
Molecule: messenger RNA, 1684 nt
Organism: Salvia splendens (bonfire salvia)
Lineage: Eukaryota; Viridiplantae; Streptophyta; Magnoliopsida; Lamiales; Lamiaceae
Product: casein kinase 1-like protein 10
Exons: 14
Coding region: 61-1443 (460 amino acids)
Biological process (GO): protein phosphorylation
Molecular function (GO): protein kinase activity; ATP binding
Source: RefSeq, a predicted model, not a curated record